AUGGCAACCGUUUUUCAGAAUUGUGUUCCUGAGACGUUUAGUGACCUCUUCCUCAAUGGCUCUCAAAUCACCUCAGUUCUGGCCAACGUUGUCCAGAAUGCGACCUUUCAGUUUGAUCAAACUCUUCGAUUUGACCAGCCCGAAAUCCCGACGAGCAAUUUUGACUAUUGCAAUGUCACCAUUUCCUACAACCAUGCUGAAGAAAAUAAUACUAUCAUAGUCGAAACAUUGCUUCCAACCGAUAAUUUCAAUCAGCGGCUCAUUGCCGUCGGAGGUGCCGGCUUUGUUGCUGGCCGAGGUCUUCUACAACAGUGGCAGAUGCUAGCAAAUCUGGCAGAAGGCUAUGCAACAGUCACUACCGAUGCUGGGCUGGGAACGUCGAUUAGUGCAGACUCGUGGGCCCUGCUCAGUCCUGGACAUGUAGAUCUCCAGAAGCUGCAGAACCUGGCAUCGGUUUCUCUCAAUGACCUAGCCAUUUUGGCGAAGCAAGUCGUGCAUGCCUAUUCCGGAGCGCCUCCACUCUAUUCGUACUGGAAUGGCUGCUCCCAAGGUGGUCGACAAGGCAUGAUGCUAGCUCAACUUUACCCAGAUGCAUUUGACGGGAUUGCAGCGGGCGCGCCAGCUAUCUACUGGACUGAGACAAUGUUCAAUAUGUACUGGUCCCAGCUGUACAUGUCAAUGAUUGACCAGUACCCAUACGGGUGUGAGCUCAAGGCAAUCACAGCCGCUGCAGUCGCGUACUGCGAUCCGCUUGACGGAGUCGAGGAUGGCAUUGUUGCAGACUCGGAUAUGUGCCUUGAACAUUUCAAUGUAUCCUCCCUGGUCGGAACGACAGUAGAGGACUGCGCACAAACCAACGGCUCUGUAAAAAUAAGCAAGGCAGCCGUCAUGGUAGCACACGCAACCUGGCAAGGCAUUUCUGAUUUGCAAGGAAAUAUCCUCUGGCCAGGCUUUGGCAUCGCUACUGAUAUUGCUAGCGGCACUGCCAGCACUAUUUGCAAUACUACCACAUGCUCGAUGGACGUCUCGGAAUCGUACGGGAUUCCCGCAAACUGGCUCCAACUCUUUGUCGCCAAAGAUCCCGAUUUCAACCUGGCAGACUUGACACUGGACGAAUUCAUUAGCAUGUUUAAUAACAGUAAACGAGAGUAUAGUUCAAUCAUCGAAACUCAGAACCCAGAUUUGUCAGAAUUUUCGCAGCUGGGCGGCAAGUUGAUCAGUUUCCAUGGUCUAUCUGAUCAGGAUAUCACACCCAAAGGUAGUAGAUAUUAUUACCAGCAGGUUAAAUUGGCAACAGAUGGGAUACAAGACUUUUAUCGCCAUUUUGAGGUUCCCGGUCUGGCUCAUUGUUUUGGUGGAACUGGUGGGCAGCCAACAUCUUUAUUCGCCCAGUUGCGCGCUUGGGUGGAAAAUGGUACAGCGCCUGAGACUUCUCCCAUCAGCUUCACGUAUCAGAACGUUACGUAUGAAAAUCUUCUCUACCCGUACGAUGGUGACUUAUGA
Pestalotiopsis fici W106-1 is the source of this 1503-nucleotide messenger RNA. RefSeq lists its product as uncharacterized. NCBI's taxonomy places the organism in Eukaryota, Fungi, Ascomycota, Sordariomycetes, Amphisphaeriales, Sporocadaceae. The transcript is spliced from 3 exons. The coding region runs from base 1 to 1503 and encodes 500 amino acids. The record is from RefSeq and is a predicted model, not a curated record.